Molecule: messenger RNA, 2723 nt
Organism: Nematostella vectensis (starlet sea anemone)
Lineage: Eukaryota; Metazoa; Cnidaria; Anthozoa; Actiniaria; Edwardsiidae
Product: nucleotide exchange factor SIL1
Exons: 6
Coding region: 152-1639 (495 amino acids)
Source: RefSeq, a predicted model, not a curated record
AAUAUCUCAGCGGUUAUACAUUACGUGGCUGCAGAAGAAACCAAACGUUUAAAAUGCUGAGGUUCAUAAAUCGCAUAUUUAUGCGAGGUUUCUUGGAGUCUUUGAUAGAUUUUUCAUAGCAGUGAUCCACGAACAACCGAUACACAUUAUAAUGAAGGUCUUGACGUUUGUUGCCUUUCUGGGACUUCUUGUGUUUGUACAACAGGCCCCGACCGCGCUCAGUGGACCGACCAAUUGCCAGCACCCUGGAAGAACGAUAAAUUUCUACUUUGCAGCGGAAAUUGCAGGCCUUGGGCAUGAUAGGGACAAUCCUGGGUCUAUAAUAGCUGUCCCAAGUGACCAUGAUAACGUGAAUAACAAAGAAACACCCACAGACACUGUAACUCAAUCAUUUCUUGAGGAAACAAAGAGCUCAGAAGUGUUUGAGCCAACAUCAGAAUGGCAGACCAUAAAGCCUGGACAAGCUAUUCCUGCUGGACUCCAUGUACAAAUGAAUCUCCAGACUGGAGAGAAACAAGCCAAGUUGAUGGAUGGAGAUGAUGGCAGUAAAUACAAGAAGCAUGCAAAAGCUAAAUAUUACAAAGAGUACAAUCAGAAAAAGGAAAAAGUUGUUAAAAUUGAUAGAAAUGUAUUCACUAAGCAGCAUUUGAAAGAUGCAUUGAGGGAUUUUAAGGAUAAGUUUCAUGAUGACACAACUACUGGGAGUGGCUCAGAGCAAAUACAGACUUCAAGACACUUCCGCCCAAUCGAGGAUAUCCGAAAGGAACUGGAGGGAUCAGACAUCUUCAUGAAGAAAGACAUUGAUGUGAUUAAAGAACAUGUUCAAGUUUUGAACAGUAGUGAGUCCACUAUGGAACAGCUUGAGCAUGCCCUGGAUGAGCUUGAGUACUUUGUACACCAAAUUGAUAAUGCCAAGGAUUUUGAUACGAUUGGGGGCCUGGCAAUUGUGAUUAAGCUCAUGAACAGCACUGAAAGUGGUCUGAGUAGUCGAGCUGCAUAUGUCUUGGGUUCAGCUGUACAAAGUAAUCCCUCUACACAGAAAUCAGCCCAGUCCAAGGGAGCUCUGCUCCUCCUCCUCCGCCUUCUAGCACCAUCACAGCCAAUGGCAGUCAGGCGUAAAGCCAUGUAUGGCCUGUCCUCGCUUAUCAGAUUAUACUCCAAAGGCCAACAAGAAUUUCUAAAACUUAAUGGUCUGGAGACAUUUAUAAAGCUGUUUAGCGAGGACAAAGCUGGGCCUCUUCGAGUGAAGGCCCUCACUCUAAUGACAGAUAUAUUGACUGAACAAUUUGACUAUAUCAAGGGCAAAGCUAAAAUGCAAGGAGUGGAAGAGUUAGAGUCAGUUGUGAAACAGGUGCCCCUUCUGCAAGCCAUGGUUGCCCAAGGCUUGUGUGCACAUGUAUCAGCCCUUCUUGACACAACUGAUAAUGACACUAGAGAAAAAGUGCUACAAGCUCUUGAUAUCAUGAUGGUGGGGUGUAAACACGAGCUCAAGCACACUUCUGUCUUCAAGAGUUUGCAACGACUUAGAGAUGAAUGGACAAAUUCUGCCGCUUCAUCACAAGACUCCGACGAAAGGGAUUACCUGAUGUCUUUAUCACAGCUUGCCUUGGAACUUAUUUCUAAAUUGAAUCGAAUAUGAUGAUACUGUAGGUUAUUUAAUCUUCACAAAGAAACCUGUCCAUAGUAUUUUUAAAUUAUCCUCUUUGUAAAAAAUACAUAUAUAAAGAAUUUAUUGAUUCUUUGUCCUCAGUUGUGCUUUCUGGACUAAUAUUUCAUUGCAAUGAUCGCAUGUAAAAUAAUAAUUUUAUUCCAAGGGGAACUUACAUAGUAGGUUGACCUGUAUGUCUAUCCUCUAUACAUUUCAUCACAUUAUCACGGGAUAAAACACAUUUGCAAAUUCCGCAGUUGACUUCUUCUAUAGAGGAUCAUAGCAUUUUGCAAUUAUUUUUCUCAGAAAAAUAAAAAAAUUGCAAAAUGUAGAAGUCACUUAUAUACCGAGGUUAGGUUUUGCAAUUAUGUUUUUUACUAAACUGCGAAAGAUAGAACUCACCUUUAUACCGAGGUUGGGUUUUGCAAUUAUGAUUUUGACAUUUAGUUCAAGAAAAAGAGGGUUUCUAUUUUGUAAUUAUGUUUUUACAUAUCUGCGAAAGUUUGUAUGUUGGAUUUAGCAGUUAUGUCAUAAAUAUUAUUGCAAAAUAAACCCUAUUUUAUAGCAUUAUUCUAUAUUUUGCCAUACCGGUAAAUUUUUUUAUUCAGAGAAACAUAAUUGCAAAAAGUUACCAUUCUCUAUAGAAGAAGUUAACUACAAAUAUCGCAUAUAUGUGUACACUCCAUCACCACAAUAUUUCUGAGCUAGACUCGUAAUGUGUCAUAAUCUACAAGAAAAGAUCUUUUGGGUUCAACAGUUUGAAAGAAUUAUUAAUUACAUAUAGAUCACAAAGAAAGUUUCGUUGAAUGUCAUUGUAAAUAAUGACACGUAGUUUGUCUUCCUUAAGAUAUGUUUCGAUAUGGUCACGCACGAUCGCAGGCUAUCGUGUACGACUAUAAGAAAACUCUUGCGACCGAGUGCUAUCGUGUGCGAUCAUUUUGAAACCCAUUUGCGAUCGAAUACGAUCAUAUAGAAUUCAGCCUUUUCCCUGUAUUUGUACCGGAAUAAAUAGAUUAUUUUAUAUUAUCAAGUCUGUUUCAAGAGAAUGUAAAAAUAAAAAGGCUUCCAACGCGCA